AAGAAAAUCAUAUUAGCGGAUUAUUAUAUAUUUUACAUUAGAUAGAUUGUAAGUUUUUUUUUAAUUGAAAAUAACCUGCAAAAUCGAAUACACCCUGUUGGUCAAAAUAGUUUUAACUUGUCACCCUCUCAUUGCGAGUACUGAUAACAGCAAUAUAUUUGAAGAUCAAACACACAAAAUAUUUUUCCAGUCAUUAUCUUUUAUUGCCAAAAGAUUUUGGACUCUCUUCUAUAUUUAUUCCUUGGGUAAUAAGUGAAGUGUGAAUAUGGCGCUAAAAUGGGGAAUUGUGACUACAGGACUCAUUGCACACGAUUUCGUAAAUGCUCUGUCCAGUCUUCCGGCAAAUGAGCAUGAAGUUGUGGCAGUUGCAGCGCGAAAUAAGAACAAAGCUGAAGAAUUUGCAGCUACUCACGGGAUUCCGAGGGCAUAUGAAGGUUACGAAUCAAUUGCAAAAGAUCCAGAAGUUGAGGUCGUCUAUGUGGCUGCCCUCAAUCCCAAUCACUAUGAAAUUUCUAAGCAAAUGCUUGAGCAUGGGAAGCAUGUUCUUUGUGAGAAACCUUGAACGAGAAAUAUGAACGAGAAGGAAGCCAGAAAAUUGAUAACUUUUGCGGAAUCCAAAAAGCUCUUCCUAAUGGAAGCCAUCUGGUCGCGAUUCUUCCCCAGCUACCAAUACCUCAAGCGUCAGAUUGAUUCUGGAGCUCUGGGGGAUAUCAAAGAGAUCAAUGCAACAUUUGGUUUUUGUUUGGACAGUGACAGGCUUUACAGUAAAACUCUAGGGGGAGGAACAGUCCUUAAUAUCGGAAUAUACCCUAUUCAAGUAUGCCAAUGGGCUUUCAGGGAACCUCCGAAAGAGAUCAAGGCUACAGGAAAGUUAAACGACGAUGGAGUGGAUAUAGAGAUGCAAAGCGAACUAAUUUACAGCACUGGAGUAGCUAAAAUUCAAACUAGUAUCACUAAAAAGUUCAAAAAUGAGGCAGUUAUUAUUGGUACAAAGGGACAAAUCACGCUGAAUGAAAUAUUUUGGUGUCCAAUUUCCCUAACGGACAUUGAUGGAACUGUAAAGACUUGGCCUCUGCCAAACGCUAAGGAUCCCCAUUUCAACUUCCCCAAUAGCUGUGGGCUCCGUUACGAAGCCGAAGAGGUCAGACAGUGUAUCAGGGCUGGACUUUUGCAGAGUGAACAUGUUUCGCACAACGAUAGCCUCGUCAUUGCGAAAAUUGAAGAUGAAAUUCGUCGGCAGAUUGGUGUGAAAUACGAUGCAGAUGAACAGUAAAUUGAUCAAAUAGAGGGAAAUGCGGUACCUUCAGAGAUCUUAAGCUUGAACAACUAAAUUAUUUCUAUUUUAUCUUAAUGAAUUUGUCCUAUGACACUUUUAAAAAAAUGUAAGGCAUAGAACUAAUUAUUAAAAUAAAAUAAAUAUUGCCAUGGAUCAGAUUUCUUAAGUAAGGUAUGCAAAAAUAGUUAAUCCGAAGCUUUAGUCGUCCCAAGCUAUUUAGUUAUCGCAAUUUACCUUACUCCUACAGGGAAGAAAAAAUAGUGCUGAAUUGAAUUAUAUUUUUAAAGCGCUUUUGAAUGAAAUAUACGAAAUUUAUUGCACAGAAA
Phlebotomus papatasi is the source of this 1602-nucleotide messenger RNA. Its product is annotated as trans-1,2-dihydrobenzene-1,2-diol dehydrogenase-like. Gene Ontology annotation, molecular function: nucleotide binding. The record is from RefSeq and is a predicted model, not a curated record. NCBI's taxonomy places the organism in Eukaryota, Metazoa, Arthropoda, Insecta, Diptera, Psychodidae. The transcript is spliced from 3 exons.